CCCCACAGCUAGGUCUGCGUUUCUUAGGUGUGCCGAGUCUUUUAAAUCGCUGUCUAUCUUAUUUAAAAAAAUAUAUAUCAGAAACUGGUGGUAACCGACAAUAAGCGAAAACGUGUGUAAUUAAAACGCUGGUUAAGGUGGGAGGUGACAGCGAUCAGUCCGGUCCUGCAGCUGGAUCUGCCUUCCUUGGGUGUGUCGAGUCCUUACAUCGCUGUCUUUCUUAGUAUAAAAAUAAAUAAAGAAAACUUGCUGGUAACCGACAAUAAGCAAAAAGCUUCUGUAGUUACUGAAGUGCAAAAGAGAGGUGCUUUCUUGUUCCAAAUCAACACCAAGAUGGCUGAGCAGCUGCAGAAAAUACUGGUAGAAAAGAAGGAUACUGUGGAGACUGUAAUGGAGGUGUUUGAGAAGGGUGCUGAAGUUAUCGCCAGCAUGGCAGGGGACCUUUUUCCUGUGUUCUCCAUUGCUGCACCUCUCGUGCAAUUAGCCCUGGACAACGUAGAGAGCAAAGAGGCAGAGUACAUGAAGGAACAGUUCCAGAAGGUUCGGGAACGCCUGGAAGUGAUGUCAGAGGAGGUGGAGCGCAUCAACCAGCAGAUCAAAAAGAGUGGCGUGGAUGCGGCCUACUUCCAGGUAGAGGAGAACCUCACCAAUCAGUUCCGUAAGUACAUGGACAUCCUCAACGCCAAGCCCAAGUUCCGUGAGGUCAAGAAGAAGCUCUUCAUGGAACAUUUUGCAAAGACUGGAGGCGAAAAGAACUUAAACACCCUGUAUGGAGCUGUGACUGGAGACAACUUCUCCAGUGAGUCGGUGUUGGAGAUCACGCUGAAUUAUGAAGAAAAAAACAGGAGGGUCAUGGAGGACUUCUGCGCCCGGUUAAAGAAUCUUUUCUGCGUGGGGCUCAUCGCCCUCUUGGGUCACGCUGCUCUGAAGGAGUGUGAUGAUGUCGACAAAAUUCUACAAGACUGGAACGAGAAGACUAAUGAUGUUCAGGCUAAAAUGAAUGCUGUCAUCGAGGACUGCAUCAAUAGCUUCCCAAAUCAGGCCCUUACAGACAUCCGGCGACUGGUGAGAGACCAGGGCGGGCCCAUGACCAAUCAGCAGCUUGCAGACGCCAUCAUAGAAACUCUGAAGCGGAAGUAUGACUGGGUCGGUUGGUCAGUUCGCAUAUAUAAUUCACCCAGUGGCAUCUUUGCUAGGAAGAAGGACUUUGACUGUUCAGCAGGAAAGAGUCGGUUUCAAGUGCCAGCACAAGAUGACAAGCUGAAUGUGAUGAUAUCCUACAGCGCCUCCCCUGAGCCUCUGGACAAACCUCAAAUACAGAAGCUGAUCCAGGAUCAGAAGAAGAUUUCUCCAGAAGCCACAGCAGAAUUGCUGUUUAAUUUGUUGCCAGUCUGUGUGAUUAACACGGUCAAGGUGACCAAGGACUUGGGCUGCUCCUGGAGCUUCACUGAUGAGCUACACUUCUGGGAGGUCUUUCAGAACGUCUAUGUCUGUGUCCAUUCUUCCUGAGCUGCUACGCUUUUUCUCACUGCUUGGUGUUGGGGGCAGAAUCACAGAAUUUAAUAUCAAGGCUAAAGGUGGAAUCCAGUGUCUUUCUUUAUUUUGAUUUUUCCAAUUAAAUCUGGUUUGAUUAGUUUGUCAAAUAUCUUAACAUACCUUUUAGCUUAGUAACCAAGUGCAUCAACUGCCUAUAGAUCCUUCACUUAAUCACCUUGCAUGACAGUAUCACCUUCCCAUCGUGAAGCACUUUACUGAAGAACUUUUAUUUCUUUUUAAUCCUUUCUGUACUCUCCAAUUCCUAGAAAUUUAUCUAUAUAUUAAAAAACAACCUUAUAUCACA
Brienomyrus brachyistius is the source of this 1840-nucleotide messenger RNA. RefSeq names its product rapunzel 4 (gene rpz4). The transcript has 3 exons. Lineage: Eukaryota; Metazoa; Chordata; Actinopteri; Osteoglossiformes; Mormyridae. The coding region runs from base 334 to 1509 and encodes 391 amino acids. The record is from RefSeq and is a predicted model, not a curated record.